CUGUCGGACGUAUGGUUUUUUUACUGUGUUUUGUAGCCGCUAUCGUGAAACAUUUUUUGGUUUUUGUUUUUAUCUGUGUUCUUUUUAUUUCAUAAAAGUUACGUAGUUAUAAUUGUAUUUAUAUUUAUUUGUGAGUUGAACAUAAAAUGGCAACCAUUAUUCGAUAUGAUCGUUGUUUUAAUCCUUAUCAAAAAAAAAAUCAUAAAAUAAGUAUUGGUCUCCGUCACAUUCCUGAGGAUAUCCGAAGCAAAUGAAAUCUCAAAGGCAAAUUGCUCGUCUGUUCGUCAUGUCGAAAAACCAUGACUACGACUGAACCUGUAUUAAAAAUUCCACCAGGCGACGAAAAAAAUGACAGUAAUUCUAGUGAAAGUGAUACCACGAGCAAUUUUGACAUAAUUGAAGAAACAAAUGAAGGAACUGGAACGUCAGAUACUUUAGACUGUAGUAGUGAGUCGAGCUCUCAAACAGUUCGUGAUAUUCCAAUGGACACUACCGACUAUAAUAAAGUAGACUCCGUUAUAGAUGUUGGUCAAAGUUCAAGUCAGACAAAAUCAGUUUCAUUUGUUUCUACCAAAACAAGUGGAUUAUCUGAGCUUACAUCGACCCAAUCCAGCGACUCAUCUAGUCUUAGCUUGAAUACAAAGCUACCAGUCAUAAAUCAGGCUCUGGAAAUGUUAGAUUGCUCACCAGUUGCUAAAAAAAGAACCAGGUAUGAUAGUUAUCUAAUAGAAAAAGCUGAUAAUCUAUCCGCAAAUUUUCUCAAGUCACUUGGAGCAUGUCAUCUUGAGACUGAUUAUAAUGCUUCGGAAAGGACUAAUGCUCGUCAUUUCCAAGAUUUAGUGACUCGUUUGAAAGAAAAAUUUCAUUCUGCUGAAACAGACCGAGCACACAAACUACAAAUUUUAACACUAUUUCCAUAUGAAUGGAGUGUUGAUAAAAUUGCCAAUAUUAUGGAAACUACAAAACAUAUGGCUACAGUUUUAAAACAACUUGUUGAAAAAAAAGGUCUCCUUUCACUUCCAGAGCCCAAAAAAGGAAAAAAAAUAAGUGAAAGUACAAAACGACUUGUACUUGAUUUUUAUAAUGAUGAAAGAAACAGUUCAAUGAUGCCUGGAAAGAAAGAUUUUUUAUCAAUUCGAGAUGAAAGUGGAAAACGAACUCAUGUCCAGAAAAAGUUAGUGCUAUCAAAUUUGAACGAAUUAUUCAGGAGUUUCCAAGCUGAGUAUCCCACUAUUAAGAUUGAAUUCUCAACUUUUGCAGCAAUGAGACCAAGAUAUUGUAUUUUGGCAGGAGCCUCCGGUACUCACACUGUGUGCGUUUGUUCAAUACACCAGAAUAUCAAGCUCAUGAUUUUAGGUUGUAAUCUUAAAGAGCUGACGAAAGACAGCACUUUGCAAAUUGAAUCUUAUGAAGAUUGCAUUAAUGCAGUUAUUUGUUCUGAAUCAACGGACGCUUGUCACCUCGGAAAUUGCUUAAACUGCCCUAAAAUGGAUGUACUGAAUGAUUACUUAGAUAAGUUGCUUGAAGAUAAUGAAAUUUUUCAGAUAUCAUAUAAACAAUGGGUAGCAAAGCCACGAACUACUCUUGAAACUGUUAUGCAAGAUUCUUUUGAUUUUAUUCGUGACUUUUGUGAAAAAACUGAAAACCUUCUAAGACAUGCAUUUAUUGCCAGAUGUCAAGGAAACUUCUUGAAAACAUUGAAGGAAUCAAUCAAUGACGAUGAAGCAAUUGUUAUUUGUGAUUUCGCAGAAAAUUACGCUUUUAUUAUUCAAGAUGCUGCACCUGGAUUCCAUUGGAACAAUAACCAAGCUACUGUUUAUACGGUAGUUAUAUACUUUAAGGAUUAUCACAAAAGUUUAGCAAUUGUGUCAGAUAACAGUCAUCACGAUGCAAUUGCGGUUCACAUAUACACAAGAAUAACGAUCGAUUAUAUCAAAUCACUUAAUAGUAGAAUAAAAAAAAUACAUUAUUUUUCCGAUGGAGCACCACAACAAUUCAAGAAUUAUAAAAAUGUAGUUACUUUAUGUCAUCAUAAAAAAAACUACGGAAUCGAAGCAGAGUGGCAUUUUUUUGCAACGGCACAUGGUAAAGGGCCUUGUGAUGGAGUUGGCGGUACUCUCAAAAGAGAAGCUGCAAGAGCAAGCCUACAACGACCAACUGAUAAGCAGAUAACUACACCAAAAGAUCUCUACGACUGGGCAAAUGAAGCUAACAGACUACCGAACAUCGCUGUAAAGUAUUCGUCAGCAGAAACUUAUGAACUCGAAAAAAUUGCCAUCGAAUAAUCUUUUACAAAGGUUCAAAAAAUAAAAAAUUUGCAAAAAGUUCACUGCUUGAUUCCUUGUAAAAAUGGUGAGAUGAUUACAAAAGACUAUUCUUCUGCAACAUCUUUUAAAAAAUUC
Aphidius gifuensis is the source of this 2402-nucleotide messenger RNA. RefSeq lists its product as uncharacterized. Lineage: Eukaryota; Metazoa; Arthropoda; Insecta; Hymenoptera; Braconidae. The transcript is spliced from 4 exons. The record is from RefSeq and is a predicted model, not a curated record. Bases 300 to 2285 code for a protein of 661 amino acids.